This is a messenger RNA of Penaeus monodon (black tiger shrimp), 2682 nucleotides long. RefSeq lists its product as uncharacterized. The record is from RefSeq and is a predicted model, not a curated record. NCBI's taxonomy places the organism in Eukaryota, Metazoa, Arthropoda, Malacostraca, Decapoda, Penaeidae.
GCUCAGGGUCAGGACACAAUGGUCCUCAGGCUCUCUUGGGGGGCAUCCAAGGGAGCUCAGUAGAGAACACCUUAUCGCAGAUCCGUCCAGUCAUAGGACCAGACCAUAAGAGCUACUACAUCCUGCUGCGAGGAAAUGAGGACUCCUUCAUGUGCAUUCAGCCUGCCAAAGAUGUGAUUGAUAGCUUGGACGACGUUGUAAAAAAUGUGGUGAACAGUGUGAAAUUGUCAAAACUGUCACAGGAGAGUGAGUCUCCUCCUGUGGUCAAAAAACCAAGGUACAGCCAGGGGAAAACUUACAAAAGUACAAACCGCCAGAAUCUACCCUCCACUAAAAAUAAUGGAGUACUUAAUUCCCAUGUCCAGAUCAGCGAAGGAGACAGAGCGGAGGCGUCCACGGGGCUCGAGAACUUGCUCCUGUGCAGAGUGAGCCCCGAGGAGACAAAUAAUGUGGUGGAAAAUGUUGUACUUAACCGCAGGGUUCAAAACAUAAACAGUGAACAGCAGAACAAGAUGGUGAGAACUAGUAUGUUACUAUAUCCUCUAGUGCAAAAUAGUAGACUAGCGCAGGGCAGUGCAGUUCGUGCUAAUAGUAAACAGAAAACCAGUUUGCUUUUAUCAAGUGACUCCGUGAAUGAGCUGGAUGACCCGUUGCUCAUUCCCUCAGAAAGUGAUUUGAUACAGAACAUUGCUCAAAGCUGUACGGCAGUUAGAUUAAGUGACCAGAAGCAAGAACUAGGUAGUUUAGAACCUACAGAGCCUGAGCUCUGUGAUCCCUCCGAAUAUGUGACAACAGAAAUUAAAGAUCUAAACAGCAUACUUCCUCCCCCCGUAGGACAGAAUCCUUCACCAACGGAACUCUGUCUAAUUGCAAGGGAAGGAACAUUGCUUUCGGAGGAAGAGAUCACGUCGCAGAUUAAAAACAUGAUUGAAUCUGAGCAGCUGGUGGUUGGGGAAGGCAAACAAAUUGUUGUGAUCAGAGUGUCAGCAAGGGAAGCUGUAGUAAAAAUAGUGGGCAGUGAAACGGAAUCUGUCAACAACAGUGAGCAACAGGAAAUGAGAGAGGCAUCGGAGACUUUGCAGCAUGAGGAGCAGGUGUCAGAAAUGUCAACAGUAGUGAAGGAGGAAGAUCUCUGCUAUGACCCAGAGGUUGUGAUUGCCAUGAGGAAGGAGUAGAAUAUCUUUUGUCUCCAUACCAGGGUCUCAUGUCAAAACGAGAGGUGGAGAGUGACGCUGACUACGUGGUGGAGUCAUUCAUUGGCCCCUCUCCAACACCUCCCUUGCAGGAAUCCCCACAGGAUGAGCGACUGGCAUACCAAAUUGAGGAGGUCACUGCCACUGGGGCCACAUCUAUAGGUGACCCCCUCAUCACGGGAGCUGAGAAGGAUGACGGGGAGAUUGUCGUGUUCCAGAGGGAGGACGGGGCGUUUGUGAAUCAGGACGGGACUCCAGUGUCGAGUGAGCUCCAGUACCUAAUAGCUACAUCACAGCAGGACUUUGCCCCCUCACUGGAACCAGUUGACCACUCAGACUCCAUCUUCGUGUCUCCAGGAACCUUUGACCAUCACCAUACCAUUGAUGUCAACACGGGGCUGUAAAGACUUCCCCUUUGCAAGUGUAAUCUCAACAAGGACAUCACAAGUGGUGCAUUGUGAUGAGUUUUUCAAGACCAGAAAAUUGAAAGAAGUUACUAAAAAAAAGAAAAAAAAUAUAUUGUGCAUAAAUGUGAAUAAAAGAGGAAAACAGGAAAAAUUGUAGAUUUUUUAUUUUAUUUUUUCAAGUUAAAUGAGACCCAUAUAUCAGUUAAACCCAUUUUAUCUGUGAAAUCAGUAAUAAUUUGUGGUCAGAAAGAAGAACCUUCCUAAAGGCAACCAGUUAAGCUAGGAGUGAAAAGACAUUGAGUAAUUUUACAUUCUACUUAACAGAAUGCAUGAAACAUAGUGAAGGCCAUUAUGGCCUUACCUUUUGAUAUUCUCAGGGCCCACAUUCAUGGCGGUUCAGUUGUAUAACUAUGAUAUUUUUGUGGUCUGAUGUAAUAGUUUAUGUGGAAUAAUUCAGGGCAAGAGUCUGCUGAAACACAAGCUAUUUAUUAAUAGGACUUUAGGAUCUUUUUAGACAUAAAGAAGUGGCUUGCAGGAUCUCACGAUUGGCUUUCUUUUGCUCCAUCCUAUGCAGAAAACCUCCACAAGAUUGUAAUAUGCUUUUUAAGUUAUUGGAUUUUGUCAUUUGAUGUAAUUUGAAAGAAAAAGAUGCCCCAAGUGCCUGAUCAGAUCUGCUUUGGAGGCUGCACAUAACAAGUGUCAAGAUAAAUAAAAGCAGAGUGGACAUGCACCAAAGGAACUAUUGGAGGGUAAUUUAGUUGGUUCUGAUGUUGGGAUGUUCAGGGAGGGGUGUUAAUGUGCUGGAAGUUCUAUGCAUCUUGCAGUUAUGGAGUUGGAACAAGAAUAUAAGACAGAAAAAGGUAAGAACCCCAGAGGAAGUGUUAGAUGAUACAGGUCAGUUUCCUUUCUUUUCUUUUCUUUAUAGAAGGAAGAGAUGUUUAAUAUGAUAAGGUUGACAGCUUUUUGUAAGUAAUAAUUUCAGUUUUUCAUAUUACUUGACAUCAGUGUUUCAGGGAAACCUCUUAAUAGUUCUUGAAGUACAGAUGCUACAGAUGUGUAUAUACAGUGCAUAACUAAAGAUG